This is a messenger RNA of Lottia gigantea (owl limpet), 341 nucleotides long. RefSeq lists its product as hypothetical. The annotation marks the transcript as partial. Lineage: Eukaryota; Metazoa; Mollusca; Gastropoda; Lottiidae. The record is from RefSeq and is a predicted model, not a curated record. Gene Ontology annotation, molecular function: retinol transmembrane transporter activity; signaling receptor activity. The transcript has 3 exons.
UUAUUUAUAAUAUUAUUUCUGAGUAUAUUUGAAAGACGACGAGAUCCUAAAAGAUGGAAAUGUUUAAAUGGAAGACCGGGAUUAUUAGUCCCAGUGAAUCUAUUGGAUGGCGAUGAAGAUAGAAUGGCCUACGCUGCUGCUUUUGGUUCAACAGCUACUAAUUGUUUGACUUUGAUUCAAGGUCAAUUUAUACCAGAAGAUUGUCCUAUCUGGUUUAAAAUUCCAUACGCCAUGCUAGCUGUAAUAGAAAUGGGUAUAGAUUAUUAUCCAUUGUUUGCCUGUUUAUCUAAGAAAACUAGUCUAAUAGAUUCUGUAAUUGGUCUUGUUUACAGUGUACUUUG